AUGCCAGUCUCAAAGACGAAUCUCUUUAGGACUUCUUCCUCAACGGACCAGUCCUUCUCCAAGUAUAUCAAGAAUAAUAAAUACAAGGUUCUUCCUGAAACAAAGACUAGAAAUAAGAGGACAAAGGAUGACGAGUCAAAAUAUACACAAGAAAUCGAGUUAUUAUACAAGUUGUUUGUUCCGACUAAUUUUUUGGUGAAGAAUGACAAGCUCUCUGUGAAACAAUUAAUGAACCAUCUACCAAAUUUAAUACCAAGUGACUCAACAUUAAAUUACAGACAGUUGAAUUUUGAACUUCAUAUGUUUUUGAGCUCGAUAAUGACCAAUUUUGUACUCUCAUGGUAUUUUGGCAAACUUAAUACAGAAAAUAUGGAGUUUGUGCUGGCGGUUUACCAGCAAUUGAUAGUUGUAGUGAAAGAUAUGAAUGAAAGAAUACUGCUAGCACUCAAGGAUUCAAAUCUCGUAAUACUCAUCGAUGAGCUUUCAGAAAUACUUAACCAACACUUGAUAGAUAUCAUGAGUCCAAUAGAUGACGAAUAUGAUAUAAGAAUAAUUUCAAUCAAUAGAGACCGCUUGAUUCAUGACAUGGAAAAUGAGAGAGCCAUUAUAGGAGACUUUCUUUCCAGAGGACAUAUAAUAUUUCGAGAUUCAAGCAUCAGAGAUGAUGAACAAAGUGAUUCAGGAGAUACAAAGAGGCCCGAUAACUUAGUGGUAUAUUUCAGAGCUCUUUCACAGAGUAUUUUAGAAGCAACCUUUGUGAGUUCUAUGCUGGAUUCUUCUUUUGGACCACUAAAUUCUGAAAUUCUGCAGAAUUUCAUCAUAGCUAUAUUAAGUGACUUAGUCUUUCAGAAAGUCUUUCAAAAGAUUUCAAGUCCUGACUUUGUAUGUACUUCUGUGGUAGAGAGCUUAGCGGCCAAGUUUAGUGAUCAAAAAACAAAUGCUGCGCCUUCAACAUCCACCGGUAUGCUUGGAUCAUUCUCUAGUAUUAAAGGGUUUGUCAAGAAUAUAACAGGAGUUAUUUCUGCAUUAUUAUCACCAACAGACCAUCUUCCCUCGAUAAACAUACUUGAUAAUUCGUUUUUUAACUUGUGUGACACACUUUUGGGGUUCUCAAAUAAAAAGCCAUUAUUAUAUGGCAUUAUAAUGUUCACUCAUAGACGCAUAUUAGCAAACCUGACUUUUGCGAAUAAGCUUGAUUCCUUUUUCAGGGUUUUCACUUCCAAUUUAAUUACGGAGUCUCUGGUAGUCUCCGAUGCAUCUCUAGCAGAAUCUUUAAAACUGUUACGUCAAUCAAUAUUUCAAGAAACCGAAUCAACUCCGCAAGAACAAUCCCAAAAGAAGUCGUUAGAGGAAUUGUCAAAGAGUAUUCAAUCUGGCUUUCAAGAGGGUAUACUGUCCUCUUGGGUAAUUAAUUACAUGCUGAAUGUAGUUUUGAGAUAUGAAAAUGAAUCCAAUGACAGCAUCCAGAAAGCAAUUUACAAGUUUUUGAUGGUAUUCAACUACAAUCCUGACUCCCCAAAUAAUGAUAUGAUUAACGACUCAAGCGACUUGAAUAAGCUAUUACUAAUUAAGGUUUUGGAUUGUGUUAUAGCAGCACUCUACCCAGAGCUUGACUACAAAUAG
Messenger RNA from Priceomyces carsonii, 1623 nucleotides. RefSeq lists its product as uncharacterized. The record is from RefSeq and is a predicted model, not a curated record. The transcript has a single exon. NCBI's taxonomy places the organism in Eukaryota, Fungi, Ascomycota, Pichiomycetes, Serinales, Debaryomycetaceae. Bases 1 to 1623 code for a protein of 540 amino acids.